GUGAGGCAAACAUCAUCGAGGGGGAUUUUCUGCCGUUUACAGCGUGAGAGCACAAACCCGGCCUGUACAAGCAUAUGUAACUUAGUCUGAAGAUACAUGACUGCAGUCAGGAGGUGUUGUUUACAUUUUUGAUCAUGGAUUGGAGCACACAACAGUUGUUUUACACUAUAAUAUUCCUACUUUCCGGAGAAAGCGCAGUUCAUUUAGGAAGUUGCGUAUCAGCUGUAAACAACGGAGAUGACACGUUUACUAUCCAGCACAAUAGCAAUGGGAAGUGCCUCCUGGUCCAGGAUGGAGCCUUGAAGUUGGGAGACUGUUCGUCAGUGCCGGCCGUGUCGUGGAAGUGGGGUUCGACCCACAGGCUGUUCCACGUAGAAUCGUCCAUGUGUCUGGGCCUGGAGGUGCGCUCCAAAGUGGUGACCCUGUUCAGCUGCGACUCCAAUGAGAUUCUGCACUGGAAGUGCUACGAGGACAUCAUCUACACAGAAUACCAAAUGAAACUCAGCGUCGGGACUAACGACUCUGUCACUGCCAAGAGGGACGGACAGGACACUUGGAAAAGAGGAGGGAGCUCGGAAAACAUCUGUCAGCAGCCGUAUCGAAGAAUGCACACAAGCGGGGGGAAUUCUAACGGGGCACCCUGUGAGUUCCCCUUUCUCUAUAAUGGGACCUGGCACCACAACUGUCUGCCUGGCACUGAAGACAAGACACUGGACUGGUGCUCCACCACAGCAAACUAUGAUCAAGACAAGAAGUGGGGGAAUUGUCUGAAGUAUGUGGAGGGAUGUUCUACUUUAUGGGAGAAAGACCCAGUGAAAGGACGCUGCUAUCAGGUCGUAUCCACAGCGGUGGUGACCUGGCACGAGGCGCGGGAUGCCUGUCGUAGUCAAGGAGGAGAUCUGCUCAGCGUCUCUAGCCCUCAAGAGCUUGAGUUCUUUAAAGAUCGGAAAGACUUGCCAAGUAAGCUGUGGAUCGGCUUGAACCAUCUGGACUGGAUGCAGGGUUGGCAGUUGGCAGAUGGAUCAGCUUUAUCUUUUGCCCCUUGGGAAACAGGUGAUUUCAACUGGACAGUGUAUUAUAAAGAAUCUUAUAAUCUGAAAACAGAGGUAUGGAUUGGUCUUUUGGGUGAUGGAACCACCUCAGUUUAUGAAUGGGUCGAUAAAGUACCAGUGUCUUUCACAUACUGGGCCAGAGCUCAACCUCCACCACUUCUACCAAAUGCCACCCACUGUGUGUACUAUGCAGGAGAGCAUCAUACGUGGUCUGUGUCUGACUGUGACAACCCGAGGGCUUACAUGUGUAAGAAGAAGGGGAUUGUGAAUGAGAGUGCCCCAGAGGAAGGCUGCCCUCCAGACGGGAACUGGAAGAGACAUGGCGACGCUUGCUAUAAAGUGGACACUGAGCUGGUGUUCUAUAAAAACAGCUGCCACAUCACCAUUAAUAACAGAUUUGAACAGGCCUUCAUUAACAGUCUUCUGAAAGAGCUUAUCAGCACUGAGGUGUUGUAUUUCUGGACGGGGCUACAGGACACUAAAGGGUCCAGGCAGUACCAGUGGAUCGGUCAGGAUGGGACAGCAGACCAGGUCGCCUACACCAACUGGAAAUGGCUAGAACCCGCUUUCCCUGGUGGCUGUGUGGUGAUGUCUACCGGGCAUCCUUUGGGCCAAUGGGCUGUUAAGAACUGCACUCUGUUCAAAGCUGGCAAUAUCUGUAAGAAACCUAUUAAAUCAAUGGUCCAACCCACCCCAGAUCCAAUUGUGCCCAAUCCCAAUGCUUCCUGUGCACCCGGAUGGGUCUCGAGGGAAGGCCUAAAACACUGUUACAAGGUGUUUCACGGGGAGCGUUUGACCAGAAAGCGCUCGUGGGAAGAGGCGGAGCGUUUCUGUGAGGCACUAGGGGGUCAUUUGCCCAGCUUCACUGAGGCUAAAGAUAUGCAAGUGUUACAUUCCAUCCUGAGAGACUCUAUCAGUGAUGAACGUUUUUUCUGGGUGGGACUUAAUCGCCGAAAUCCAAAUAACAACAACAACUGGGAGUGGAGUGACGGGCGUCCGGUCUCCAUGAUGAUCUUUCCUGAUGAAUUCAAUGAAGAUGACGCCUAUAACAGGGAUUGUGUUGCGUUUAAGACUUUGAAAGGAACCUACAAGCCGUUUCUCUUCCUCCUGUUCCAUAAAGUUCCUCCACGGUCUUUUUAUCCCAGCACCUUUCACUGCGAUGCCAAACUGGAGUGGGUGUGUCAGAUACCACGAGGUCACACACCAAAAACACCAGAGUGGUACAACCCAGAUGGGCACCAUGAUACAUCAGUGUUUAUAGACGGCCAGGAGUUCUGGUUUGUAACAGAGCCAAAGUUGCCCUUUGAGGAGGCUGUCUUGUACUGCAGCAGCAACAGCAGCAAACUCGCCGCACCCGACACCCUUAGUGCCGUACACCGCCUACAGGAACAUCUUUUUGAGCAUUCAGAGCAGAACAUUGUAAAGUGGUGGGCAGACCUUCGUCACCCUGAUCCUCAUAUUCCCUUUAGGCUCAGCCCCAUGCAUUACUAUUAUUCAGCGUUUCUGGGCAGGUGCCCCUCUAUCACUCCUGUCUCAUUUGAUUCCGGUUUCAGAGAAGGCAGCUGUAAUGAAAGACAGCCGUUUGUGUGCGAGACCCUGAACGUCACUUCUGCGGAGAAAGGAACCCCAAAACUGCACCCACCCGGCACCCCGUGUGGGGGAAAUUCACAUCACUUCAGAGACAAGUGCUACUGGGUUUUAUCCGACUCUUAUUACCAAAGCUUCAAAGAAGCCAGUGAGUUUUGCGAGAGACUGAAAGGCACGCUGCUCACCAUAUCUGACCAAGUUGAACAGGAUUUCAUCACUACACUGUUACCGGAGUUACCCGGACAGCCUCAGAAAGUCUGGAUUGGCCUAAAGAUCUAUCUUCAUGGCAUUCAGUGGGUGGACAACUCGCCUCUUGAAUAUCUGAACUUCAAUCCUCUCCUGCAUGGCCAGACACGACCCAUAUUCAUCAAUUCGUUUGAACAGGACACCAUGGAGAUCUGUGCCUACAUGUAUAAUGAUGAUCAUUCUGACUUGAUGGGCACCUGGGACUUCACCUCCUGCUCUGACCGUCAGAAUGUCAGCAUCUGCCAGCAUUAUGCAGAUAAACCAGAGGAACCUGAUCAUAAGGAUAAUUUCACGGUUCAUAGUCAUACAUUUAAGGUGGUACAGCAAGACAAUUUAACAUGGAUAGAGGCUCUUCAGUUAUGCCAGAGCUACAAUAUGGACUUAGCCAGCAUACCUGAUGCAUAUGUGCAAGCAGUGCUCACAGUUGAAGUUUCUCGAAGACGACAACCCCUCUGGAUUGGACUCUUCAGUGAAGACGAAGGGGAGCACUUCCACUGGACAGACCACAGCCACGCUGAGUUCAGCCGCUGGACCUCUGAAGCCACCAAAGGGGCCUGUGUGUAUCUGGACACUGAUGGGUUCUGGAAGGCAACCGAGUGUGAUGAAGAGCUUUCAGGAGCAAUCUGCCACAUCCCACACAAUAAGACCGUCACACCUGAAGUAGAUUCAUUCAAAUGUCCUCACAAAAGCAAUGGACAGAACUGGAUCCGCUUUAAGAAGAACUGCUACACGUUACUGCUGGGGGCCUCCAGGUGGGGCAACGAUGAAAUCAAUGAGCAGCCGAUCUGCAAGUCACUUGCUGGGUUUGGAGAAAUCCUGACUAUCCGUGAUGAGGAAGAGAAUGAUUUCAUCAGACAGCAGUUGCAGCCAUUCAAAAACUUGGUGAUGUUUGUGUGGCUGGGAAUGAACAAAAACAAGACAGAUGAGCAGCUGAAGUGGCUAGAUGGCAGCAAUGUGCAGUUCUCUAACUGGAAAUCCGGUCAAAGACCAAACAUCACGGAGCCCUUCAUGGUUGGCCUCAACUUAAACGGAGAGUGGGAAAUGAUAACAAAUCAACGUUUUUUCAAUUCCUUCAGACAGCAGAGUAUUGUGGUGUGCAAGAAUGAAAAUGUCUCCAAAGAUGAAUUCAUGAAGGGUGUGGUUGACGUUAAUACUCCGGAUGGCAUAAGUUACCGUCGGGUGGCCAAGAGAAUGGACUGGUAUCAGGCACUGCAAGAGUGUGGCAGCAACGGAGGCCAUCUUGCCAGCAUUCCUGACAAAACCACUAACGACAACAUGGCACUGAUCGCCAAAAGAGACGGCUUUUCACUGUGGAUCGGCCUCUCCAAACAAGACGUAAGCGGAUGGCCAUUUGAGUGGUCAGAUGGGAGUGCGGUGAAAUUCACACCAGAUGGAUUUGUCAAUGACGGCCGUGAUUCUGAGGAAAAGUGUGUGUUUGUGGACUCCAAGGGCACCUGGACGGCCGUCAACUGUCAUGUAGCCCAAGAAGGGGCCAUCUGUUACAACCACAUCAAUGAGAGUAAGACAAAUCCAGGUAGCCCCGUGGCUUUGGUCUUCUUCAUCAUUGUCUUCAUCUGCAUCGUCGUGACUGUCUCCUUCAUCUUGUACCAGAAAAACAAGCAUCGCUUCCAUUCGACAGUACGUUACCAGCGCAACUUUGAUGACGCAGACAGUGCGAGUAUGAUCAAUGAUGCAGAAUAA
Molecule: messenger RNA, 4586 nt
Organism: Sinocyclocheilus rhinocerous
Lineage: Eukaryota; Metazoa; Chordata; Actinopteri; Cypriniformes; Cyprinidae
Product: lymphocyte antigen 75-like
Exons: 30
Coding region: 135-4586 (1483 amino acids)
Source: RefSeq, a predicted model, not a curated record